Molecule: messenger RNA, 1971 nt
Organism: Phytophthora infestans T30-4
Lineage: Eukaryota; Oomycota; Peronosporomycetes; Peronosporales; Peronosporaceae
Product: CLPTM1-like membrane protein, putative
Exons: 1
Coding region: 1-1971 (656 amino acids)
Cellular component (GO): membrane; endomembrane system
Source: RefSeq, a predicted model, not a curated record
AUGGCCGACCCUGUUGCCGCCCCCGCUGCUAAUGAUGCCGCGGCACCCGCGCAGGAGAGCUUGAUGGACCGCCUGUGGCCCAUGCUACGCAUGCUCUUCAUCUACUACACAAUCACGUCUGUCAUCAACAUGUUCGCGCCUCAGCAGCAGUCCCGCGUCCAGAAUGUGGUCGCCAAGAAUGCGGACAACGUGAAUAGUGGCCCCCACUCACCUGCGCAACAGCAACUUUUGCGCAACUCAUUUCAGUUGGGCACACCGAUCAAUCUUAGAGUGUACAUCACUCCCGACGAGGAUUUUUCCUUUGCCGAUACUGCGGACACCGCCGCCGUGGAGAGGGAGCAAGAGACCCUGCGCUGGUUUGAGGACGCGCUUACAUACGACAGCACACCAAAUGUCGAGCGUGAGGACGGCGUGUGGAUCCGCGAGAUGAAUGUUUCGGUGGACGAUCACCUGCUGUCCAAUGGCUCGCUCUACGCGCACGUGUUCGUGACCAAGGAUGGCUGCUCGCCGAACCCGGCGGACAGCACAUAUGACGCCAUGAGCUCCAUCCAUCGCUCGGUGGAGCUUACAGCGUUCCGUCCGCCGCCAAAGAUCGUCAAGAAGCGUAAUCUUCUGGAGACACGCACAGCUGAAGAAGCGCAGGAAAAGACCGAAGAGGAAGCUCAGCAAGUGGCAAACGCCGACCGGGACGUGUACAUCUCCAUGUGGAAACCUUCGUUCUACGUGAACUUGGUGCUGGACCAUACGACGUACUCGACCAGACAGCCUCCCCCGCCCUUCGUGUCCACCGAGAUGGACGUUGACAAAGAAGCAGGCGUGUACUCUCCCGUGCUCUUCGUGAACGAAUUCUGGCUGCUGGAGGAGCAUCUGAUCGCUGUAAACGACACGGUCACGGCUUUGCCACUGGAGAUCUCAUUCUACCCUCUGCCGAUGUACAAGUACGCACUGUACACGCAGAUGGAGCAGAAUUUCCUCAACCAGGAAGCAACAGGCGCGUCCUCGAGACGGGACACGGACAAUAUGAAGAGCAUGUUCAUUGAAACCAACCCGUACCUGCUGGCAGUGACGAUGGUGGUGUCACUACUGCACUCGCUCUUCGAUUUCCUGGCGUUCAAGAACGAUGUGAGCUUCUGGAAGAAUCAGAAGUCUCUCGCGGGCUUGUCACUGCGUACGAUCGUGCUCAACACUUUCUUCCAGCUGGUGAUCUUCUUGUACCUGAUGGACAACGACACGUCGUGGUUGAUUCUGGUCCAGUCGGGUAUUGGUCUGAUGAUUGAUAUAUGGAAAAUCAAGAAGGCGGUUGUCUUCUCGCGGGAUGAAAACAAUAAGCUCGUUGUGUCAGGCGCUGAGAGCUACGAGACAUCCCCAACAGCGGAGCAUGAUCGCGUUGCUGUGGCUCACUUGUCGUACGUGCUGUACCCGCUGAUCGUCGGCCAGGCUGCUUACACUCUUGUGUAUGGUGUGCACAAGAGCUGGUACUCGUGGGUGGUAUCGAGUCUGACCAGCUUCGUAUACGCCUUCGGCUUCAUUAUGAUGACGCCUCAGCUGUACAUCAACUACAAGCUCAAGUCGGUGGCCCAUUUGCCGUGGCGAGCCAUGGUGUACAAGUCGCUGAACACUUUUAUCGAUGACUUGUUUGCCUUCGUGAUCAAGAUGCCGUGGAUGCAUCGACUGAGUUGCUUCCGUGACGAUCUCAUCUUCUUCAUCUACCUUUACCAGCGGUGGAAGUAUCCGGUAGACGCCAAGCGCACGAACGAGUUUGGUCAGGGCCCUGCUGAGGACGAGGAUGCGUCGAACGCCAUUGAAGCCACUGCAGCGUCUACGAAGCCUGAGGAGUCAGAAUCGAUAGCCGCUGCCGUUGAUGCAACAGAGGAGAUUCCACCUCCACCGUCUACUCUGCCGUCGACCGAGUAUCUGAUGUCCAAGCGUACUAAAACCCUCGAGGGGGAAACUGCAAAGCCAGAGGAGUGA